GCUUCAAGCCAAUAAGCAGGGAAGAAGAGAAAGGCGGACGUUAGCGAAAGCUGCAACGGCACAAGACAAAAAAGGCGAAGUUGUCGACUGUAAAACUUUCAAAAAUGUUGAAAGAGUUGGUGAGGGAGCGACUAAUGGCGGCGGCGGAUGAAAUAUUCGCGCUGUUCGAAAGAACAAUCGCGUCCUACGAGGAGGAACUUUCUCGAACAAGAAAGAAGGAGCGACAACUGGAAGCUGCUAGCAGGUCUCCUAUUGUGCUACACGUUGAAGAUGUCCAGCAGCUGAUUGGUCGUCAGGAAGAACGUCCCCCUCAGCUGCACAUGGGGAGUUCCGCUUUGAAUCAGGAGGAUCCACAGCCCCCUCGCAUUAAAGAGGAAGAGGCGGAGCUCGGGAUCACACAGGAUAUAGAACGUCUUCCAGGGCCCAAGAAUGCUGAUGCCACCGAAUUACCCCUGCCGGUCGUCUCUGUGAAGAUUAAAGACGGUGAAGAUGAACCACAAGCGGACAACCUCAUAGCUCCGCUAUCCGAUAGUGACGACAUGUCACACUUUCCUGAGAAUGAAGACAGGAACGACGCCCAAAGACCUUCGAGCAGCGAUGCAAACUGUGAAGGCGAUAUCGGGACUCGCACCGGCAACGACGAACCUGAGUGCUCCAACAAGAAGACGGUUGCAGAAUGUUUUACCUGCUCAGUUUGUGCUAAAAGUUAUUCUAAAGCGGGCAGUUUGACUCGACACAUGUGGACGCACACGGGAGGAAACCCCGUUUGUGGUGAACAGUUUGCUGGAAAUGUACCGUUGGACGCGCACGUGGAAACCCACGUGGGCGAAAAGCAUUUCAGCUGCUCAAUUUGUGGCGAUAGAUUCGUGCAGAGUUCCUCUUUGAAAGCACACUUGAGAACACACGCGGGCCUCAAGCCUUUUGGUUGUUCAAUUUGUGGCGACACGUUUUCUCAAAAAUCCAGUUUGAAGGGACACAUCAGAACACACACGGGAGAAAAACCUUUUAGUUGCAUAUAUUGCGGUAAGAGGUUUUCCUGUAGGGGUAAUAUGAACGUGCACAUGAGGACACACACGGGGGAGAAACCUUUUGGUUGCUUAAUAUGCGGUAAAAUCUAUUCUCAUAAGAAAAAUUUGAAAGCACACAUGUUGAGACACAAUUGAGAAGAAAUACUCCCCUGUCUAGUUUGUGUUGACGUUCUUACCUCAGAAAGGCUGAUUGGUUGAGGACAACAUGGAUGAUGGAGUUAAAGUUCCACUGAUAGUCACACACACACACACACAUGAGGUGUGGUGAAAUUAUCCUCUGCAUUUGACCCAUCCCCUUGUCCCCCCACCCCAAAUAAACAGAGGU
Nerophis lumbriciformis (worm pipefish) is the source of this 1353-nucleotide messenger RNA. RefSeq lists its product as uncharacterized. Gene Ontology annotation, biological process: embryo development; regulation of transcription by RNA polymerase II. Gene Ontology annotation, molecular function: RNA polymerase II transcription regulatory region sequence-specific DNA binding; DNA-binding transcription factor activity, RNA polymerase II-specific. The record is from RefSeq and is a predicted model, not a curated record. Gene Ontology annotation, cellular component: nucleus. NCBI's taxonomy places the organism in Eukaryota, Metazoa, Chordata, Actinopteri, Syngnathiformes, Syngnathidae.